GAAUAAUAAUUUCCGAAAAAGAGAGUAAAGAGUAAUAUAGUUACGUAUAGAUUCGCGCGGGCGGCGUCCGACCGCGGAGCGCGGUGUGCUGGCCUGCCUGGUGCGCGCCCCGUGUGUGCGCGCCGUCCCGAGUACGUCACUAUCUCACGGCCGGCGAGUACGAAUACCUAUACCUGUAUCGACUGGUCCCUAGAGAGCGAUGCCGCUCACUCACACCUCUCUCAGCCCCAGCCCGGCGAGCAGCGCCUCGUGGGCGUCCGCGAGCCGCGUGAACUCGGCGAGCGCGUUCGUGUCGAGCCGCGAGCGCACCUGCGCGUUGCUGCCGUUGAAGUCGCGGUGCGUGUUGACCAGCGGUGCCUUGCUCGACUUGCUCCGCUGGCGCCGCCGCAGCCACGCCGCGCGGUUGGCGGCCGAGUCCGGCGCCUCGCACUGCGCGUUGAGCUCCUCGCGCCGCGUCGCGAGCAGCGGAGCGUUGUGGUGCAGCCCCGUGAAGUUGGCGAGCGCAUCGACAAGCUCGUGCGCCUGCAGCGUGCGGAGCUUCUCCGAGCUGAGGAGGAGGAGCUGCUCUCUGGAGAAGCCAGCGGCGAUCCACGCGCGCAGACAGACAUAGUGCAGACUGUUCGUGACGAAAUUGCGCCAGACGCCGUCGCCCCAGCAGCUCUCAAAGUAGCGCAGCACCUGCUCGUCACUCAGCGAGCCGAGCAGCUC
This is a messenger RNA of Emiliania huxleyi CCMP1516, 708 nucleotides long. RefSeq lists its product as hypothetical. The transcript has 2 exons. The record is from RefSeq and is a predicted model, not a curated record. The annotation marks the transcript as partial. NCBI's taxonomy places the organism in Eukaryota, Haptophyta, Isochrysidales, Noelaerhabdaceae.